AUGGCUAGAUAUGAGACCCAUCCAGCAGAACGUAUGACGAAGUCUUUGGUUCCACUGGCUCCGAAUGGGAACGUCAACCCAGGACCAGUCGAACAAGUAUCCAAACGGAAACAGCCCAAGAGUCGCAAUGGCUGCGUCUCAUGUAAGACCAGAAGGAGAAAAUGCGACGAGACAAAACCGGCUUGCCAACAGUGCACUCGACGAGGACUGAUAUGUGGCGGGUAUCCCAAAUUUCUGAAAUGGAGGCCAGUUGGAAGGAAAGUCGGGACGGACCAGCCCAGGUCAUUGGAUUCGUAUCCGAAGAUCAAUCUUCAGCCGCCGUCAGAGAAGAAGAAGCCUCGACUGAACAAUCAUCCGCGAGAAGAUGGUCCUUCAGCAGUCUCGCAAUCAAAAACCUCGAAUUCUUUUGCGGGUCAUCCAUCAGUAUCGACAUCUGCAUCGACGGCUUCUCCUUUUCGAACCCUUGAGUCUACGGGACUCUCUUAUGUGCCUUCUGAAUCGGUCGAGAUCGAUUUAGAUGGAUACAAGGCGAAUGGUAUCGAUGAUCGUGGGCAACAAUCGAAUUCUGCUGGAGAUGCAUUCUUCCCAACCGCUCAUUUAUCCGAUCAAUCCGCACACUCUGAAGACCUCGAAUUUGGCCCGGAUGUCUCGGUGUGGGACUUUUUCAACCACGAGUCACUCUUUGACUCCUUCAUGGAUGACGACGUGAUGAACGACGUGACGGCCCCAAUACCUGAACUGGAUCGGGCACUCGACACCACUUUCGAUUCCCUCGUCCAUUACCCCAAAGUUCCCGUCACGACGGCAAUACAGUCCGAUCUUGCUUUCGUUGCAGUUCCAGAGGAACAGCCCGGGGCCGGCGACGCCGCAGCCGAAACGAUCAAGCAUCUCUUCGAGCACCGGACGUGCGAGAUCUUGUCCAUCAAAGAAGACCAGAGCAGGAAUCCGUGGCGGACAUUGAUUUGGCCUCUGGCUUCUGACCAUCCCGCUUUGCAGUACGCACUCGCCGCCAUGACUUGCCUUCACAUGUGCAAAUCUCAACCUCAACAUCGCCUCCCGGGAUUACGACACUUUGAAGCCUCUACUCGAGCGCUCGCCGAGGACGUUUCCGCCCACACCGACAACGCCGACGCACUGACAUGGUCGAUGUCCGUCGUCGCCACGAGACUUGCGUUGGGUUUCGCCGCUGGUUGGGAUUACGAAAGCUCUUCGACGGGGAUCGAUCAUAUCAACGAGGCGAAAAUUCUGAUUCGUCAAGCGGCAACCAACCACAAAACUUCUCCCCUUUCAGGCAGCGACUUGAGUCGACUGAGUUUUUUGGCCAACACUUGUCUGUACAUGGACGUCAUCGCUCGAUUGACUUGUCCGAAUUCCCAAACCUCCAACGACGUCGAUUUCAUGAUGGCCUGCACCUCAUUGAGCAGCCACAUCCCCUCGAAACAGCAGAUUGACCCUUUGAUGGGUUGUGCCAUUACCUUGUUCCCCAUGAUCGGUAGGUUGGACGACUUGGUCGGCAAAGUUCGAAGGAGGUCUGCAGACAGGAAUUCGCCCGCCAUAAUCUCACAGGCCGUCGAAUUGAGGACCGACAUUGAACGGUGGAAGCCGUCGAUACAGCUAGACAAUCUCUCGGAGCUUCACCCCACGGUGUCGGACGCCAUCCAGACAGCCGAAGCUUACCGGUGGGCCGCGUUAUUGUUACUGAGACAGGCGGUUCCCGAAUUACCGUGGAGACAGUCCGUUUGGGAGUUGGCAUCCAAAACCUUGAUUUUCAUCGCCACGGUCCCUCUGAGAUCCCCCACCACGAUCGUCCAGGCUUUCCCUCUGAUAGCUGCAGGUUGUGAAGCGAUAGACGACGACGACAGGGAAUGGGUUCGUCAGAGGUGGGAAUUGAUGGGUCAAAAAAUGAUUACGGGGAUCGUGGAUCGCUGUAAAGAAAUCACUCUCGAAGUAUGGAGACGUAGAGAUGAGUUUGAAGAAAUCAAUUUCGUGGCCAAGACAGGCACGACGACGGCGACACAGAGACCGGAGUCGACAUCUUUAUCGACCACACCUACGCCAAUGUCGAAUUCAAACACCGCGAGUACACGUAUGUCCACGGUCGAAUCGGAUUUUGAGGCAGCAACAGCGGAACAACCACCAUUGUCGUCCGAGACAGAUCAUCAGUGUCAGGAGACUCAGCCACCACCAACACCCGGUCACGGUAGAGGGGUAUCCGACUUUCCUGACACUGCCGCGUUCAAAAAGGGCAUCGAUCCAAUCACCCGGGCAGGUUUCAUGAACUACACCGUCAAGGGUGAUUUGCAUUGGUUGGGGGUCAUGAAGGACUGGAAUUUGGAAGUCAUGCUUGGGUAA
This is a messenger RNA of Exophiala oligosperma, 2352 nucleotides long. RefSeq lists its product as uncharacterized. The transcript has 2 exons. Gene Ontology annotation, molecular function: DNA-binding transcription factor activity, RNA polymerase II-specific; transcription cis-regulatory region binding; zinc ion binding. Gene Ontology annotation, biological process: positive regulation of transcription by RNA polymerase II. The coding region runs from base 1 to 2352 and encodes 783 amino acids. The record is from RefSeq and is a predicted model, not a curated record. Gene Ontology annotation, cellular component: nucleus. Lineage: Eukaryota; Fungi; Ascomycota; Eurotiomycetes; Chaetothyriales; Herpotrichiellaceae.